ACGCGUCAGGACUCAGCAGUCAGGACUCAGGGGGUUGCGUCAUCACUCUCUCGAUCUGUUCGGCCCCUUCGCCACAAAGCAAGCAUGCGCCUGGGAAUUGUGCUGUAGUGAACAGAGAAAAACUGCCCACCCGCUACGGAUAUACAGUAUAUGGUCAGGGGCCUCUUACUGCGUACAAGCCAGUCGCAUAGGCUGCUCUUUUUGACGACCGCACACGAAACUCAUCCAGCCCUCAAACUGAGAACCAGGUCGAAGAUCACGAUGCCUUCUACACGAAACGAGGAACAACCAAAGGAGCACCAUUCCCGCCUCCGCGAUGCCGCCAACGCCAUCCUGAAACAAGUCCGAGCGACCGCCGCGGUGGUCGAAAAGGACUCGGAAGCCCACCAAAUGCUACGAAAGUACAAAGGAAACGUGCACGGGUCCGGCUCCAACAGACUCGCCCACAUCCCCUCCAUCGAACACCCCUCCAACACCGGGGUGAUCUACGUGACGGACCGAGCGGCGGCAAAAGGGUGGAGCCAAACCAACAAGGAGUGGGGAAACUUUGGGCAGGGCGCCCCCGAGGUCGGGCAUAUUGAGGGAGGUGUUGACAAGCCGCUGACGAUCAAUAUGCAUGAGGAGGAGUUUGAGUAUGCGCCCGUGGCUGGUGUGCAGGAACUCCGUGAAGCUGUUGCGAACCUGUAUAAUGAGCGAUAUCGCCGCGACCAUGCGUCGAAGUAUACCGCUAACAACGUCUGUAUUGUCCCCGGCGGUCGCGCGGGGUUGACGCGGAUUGCUGCGGUGCUGGGCGAUGCGAAUGUGGGGUUCUUUUUGCCGGAUUAUACCGCUUAUGAGCAGCUUUUGACGAUCUUCAAACGCUUCAUCCCGAUCCCUACGCCCCUCCGUCACCAAACAGACUUCCACAUUUCCGCCGACCUGCUUCAGCGAGAAGUCUCGGAACGCGGCCUUGGUGUCAUCGUCUGCAGCAACCCCGCCAACCCGACUGGGCAGGUCGUAAAAGGCGACGAGAUGAAGAAGUGGAUCCAGAUUGCUAAGGAGCAGCAUUGCACGUUGGUUUUGGACGAGUUUUACAGCUCGUACAUAUACCACGAGAUCCCCGAAGAUCUAGGCAAAAGCGUCUCCUCGGCGCAACACAUUGAGGACGUCAACGCCGAUCCCGUCAUCAUCGUCGACGGCCUAACCAAAAACUUCCGACUCCCCGGCUGGCGCGUCUGCUGGAUUGUCGGUCCCGAAGAAGUCGUCUCCUCUCUACAAUCCGCAGGCUCCUUCCUCGACGGCGGCACCAACCACGUCCUGCAGCGCGCGGCCAUCCCACUGCUGGACCCGCAGCGCGUGGAGAAGGACGCGAAAGCCCUGCAGACUCAUUUUAGGAAGAAGAGGGAUUAUGUCGUCAGGAGGUUGAGGGAGAUGGGGUUCCCGAUUGAGCGGCCGCCGAGUGCGACUUUCUAUGUCUGGGUGAAUUUGGAGAGGUUGCCGGAGCCGCUCAACAACGGUCUCUCCUUCUUCGAAGAAGCCCUCUCCGAAAAAGUAAUAGUAGUCCCCGGAAUCUUCUUCGACAUCAACCCCGGGCGACGCCGCGAGCUGUUCAACUCCCCGUUCCAUCACUACCUCCGGCUCAGUUUCGGGCCGCCCAUGGAGCAGCUGGAGAAAGGGUUGGAUGGGAUUGAGCGGUUGUUGAGGAAGCAUGGGGUUGAGGCGGGGAGGGAGUAGAUAGAUGGUGCGGGGGAGUGGGCGGCGUAGAUGGGUUUGCCGUUUUGGGGUUGGGGA
Messenger RNA from Fimicolochytrium jonesii, 1770 nucleotides. RefSeq names its product aminotransferase. The record is from RefSeq and is a predicted model, not a curated record. The coding region runs from base 151 to 1713 and encodes 520 amino acids. Gene Ontology annotation, biological process: biosynthetic process. The transcript is spliced from 7 exons. Gene Ontology annotation, molecular function: pyridoxal phosphate binding. Lineage: Eukaryota; Fungi; Chytridiomycota; Chytridiomycetes; Spizellomycetales; Powellomycetaceae.